CAGACACCAGAUGUCGUCCUCCAGCUGUUCAAACAAAACCCUACAGCUUAAUCAUCAUAACGAUGGCUCUGCUGAGUGUAGUGGGGUUAGUGGACAUCGGGGUUCGACUCAAAACCUGUCUUUCAGAUAUUGAGGAACCUCAAAAAACCUGUUUUGAGAACCCCUCAGACUGGCAGGAGAUUCGUACGUCACGUCUUUUCUAUACAUCCACUGAGAAGAAAAACUGGACAGAAAGCAGGAAAGACUGUCAGAGGAGAGGAGGAGAUCUGGUGAUAAUAAACAGCAAAGAAAAACAGGAUAUUCUCAGAAGGAUGAAGUUACAUGGAGAUUCCUGGAUUGGUCUUCAAUCAGUCAGCACAGGGGGAUGGGGAGCGAAAGCAAAAUGGAAAUGGGUGGAUGGAUCAGAACCACAAUAUGUGUGA
Cyprinodon variegatus (sheepshead minnow) is the source of this 422-nucleotide messenger RNA. Its product is annotated as C-type lectin domain family 4 member C-like. The transcript has 4 exons. The record is from RefSeq and is a predicted model, not a curated record. NCBI's taxonomy places the organism in Eukaryota, Metazoa, Chordata, Actinopteri, Cyprinodontiformes, Cyprinodontidae. The coding region runs from base 63 to 422 and encodes 119 amino acids.